Adelges cooleyi (spruce gall adelgid) is the source of this 666-nucleotide messenger RNA. It is a transcript of the gene NP15.6, whose product is annotated as NADH dehydrogenase [ubiquinone] 1 beta subcomplex subunit 11, mitochondrial. The record is from RefSeq and is a predicted model, not a curated record. The transcript is spliced from 2 exons. The coding region runs from base 88 to 528 and encodes 146 amino acids. NCBI's taxonomy places the organism in Eukaryota, Metazoa, Arthropoda, Insecta, Hemiptera, Adelgidae.
AGGAUAAUGUUUUUUUUUGUACUUCGUAAUUUUUUCAUUAAUUUUUCCAACUACAGUAAAUUUUGCCGGUGAAAUUUUAAUUUAAAAAUGAGUUCUUUAGUCAAACUGGUUCGAAUACCAAAAUUUAAUAAAAUUAUUCUCCAAACACCUAAAUUACCUCAACGUUUUAUUUCAACAUCAAAAAAGAAUCAAGAAGUUUGCGUUACAGACACAGAAAUAAAGGAACAAGAACAACCCAAGCGAAACUGGCAAUCAUACGGUUUUGAAAAAGAUGAUGAGACAGAAGAUUUAAAUGCAAUGCAUUCAACUGCAUUCUUUUCAGUUAGUCUUUGUAUAGUUGGUGGUGCAUUUAUUUUUGCAUAUAUGCCUGACUAUAAUUACAAAAAUUGGGCUGAAAGAGAGGCUUUCCUUGAAUUACGAAGACGAGAAGAACAAGGAUUGCCACUAAUUGACCCAAAUUAUAUUGAUCCCAGUAUAAUUAAACUACCUAGUGAUGAAGAACUAGGCGAUACAGAAAUUGUAAUUUAAAUACUCUGCCAUAUUUUUGUGAAACAAGAAUUGUGUAUUGCACAUUGAUUAAUUGUCAUGUUAUAGUGAAUAGAUGAGGUUUUAAUAUGAAAAACAGAAACUUGAUUGUAUAAUAUAUGUUAUUAAUUUCUAAAUUCA